UUACCCCCAGCUGACCUGAGGAUAUCGACAUACCGCGUCGAGAGAUGUCAACAAAGAAGACCCAAAAAAUGCAGAAAAGAAGAAAGGAAGACGAAAAAGAGAGAGGCUGAGGGGUGGCACGGAUUGCCUUCCGAGUCAGAGUCACCACCAUCAUCCUCAAAUCGACAUGACUCCAUCUCUGACUCCAACUCCAACUCCAACGGUCGACGGCGGUCAACCAAGCCCAACCUAGACUUCGAGGCUCAACUUCUUCUAAGUUCUUCCUCUAGGCUGCCACUCGCCAACUUGAGCAAGUCCAUCGCCAGCUGCAUGUAUCAUGUAUGGGGCGCGCCCGGGACUGCACCUCGUAGUCAUACAGACACUUGCCCCGAUACGGAGAGGUCAGGCAAUCAAAUUCACGGGGAUUGGCUCUCACAUCUUUGA
Messenger RNA from Colletotrichum paranaense, 423 nucleotides. RefSeq lists its product as uncharacterized. The transcript has a single exon. The annotation marks the transcript as partial. NCBI's taxonomy places the organism in Eukaryota, Fungi, Ascomycota, Sordariomycetes, Glomerellales, Glomerellaceae. The record is from RefSeq and is a predicted model, not a curated record.